Messenger RNA from Periophthalmus magnuspinnatus, 1390 nucleotides. RefSeq names its product TATA box binding protein (gene tbp). The record is from RefSeq and is a predicted model, not a curated record. Lineage: Eukaryota; Metazoa; Chordata; Actinopteri; Gobiiformes; Gobiidae. Gene Ontology annotation, biological process: DNA-templated transcription initiation. Gene Ontology annotation, molecular function: DNA binding; RNA polymerase II general transcription initiation factor activity.
GCUCACCCGCUCGUGAGAGGACCGACCGUCUACACAAGCACCGAACAGAUUCAGGGCUUUUACGGUGUCUGGCUCGUGCGGAGUUGUUGCAGAGUGGGAACUGGAGAAGUAUUCUGCAGUGUUUUAAAGAGCUGCCUAUAUCAAAUCUCGUCAGGUGACUGGCAGUGGGCACACCUGAAGAGAUGGACCAGAACAACAGCAUAACGCCCUUUCAGGGACUCGCAUCCCCUAAUGCCAUGACCCCAGUAAUGCCGAUGUUCAGUCCUAUGAUGCCCUAUGGUUCAGGGUUGACUCCGCAGCCGGUACAAAACACUAAUAGCUUGUCUAUUCUGGAGGAGCAACAGCGCCAGCAGCAGCAGCAGCAACAAGCACAACAGGCCAAUGCAGGUACAAUGUACAAAUCGUUGUUCAGAGAUUUGUUUUCAUGUGAACAAAACACAUUUUUUAUGGCUAAAACUCAUAUUUCAGGGCUGCCAGGAACAUCAGGUCAAACUCCUCAGUUAUUCCAUUCCCAAGCUGUUACUGGAACAACCACCACCGCACUGCCAGGAAACACUCCCCUCUACAACACCCCACUGACGCCCAUGACCCCAAUCACGCCAGCUACACCAGCUUCAGAGAGCUCUGGAAUAGUCCCACAGCUGCAAAAUAUUGUAUCUACUGUCAAUUUGGGCUGUAAACUGGAUUUGAAGACCAUUGCCCUUAGAGCCAGGAAUGCAGAAUACAACCCAAAGCGUUUCGCAGCUGUCAUUAUGAGAAUAAGAGAACCAAGGACUACAGCUCUCAUUUUCAGCUCUGGGAAGAUGGUCUGUACUGGUGCAAAGAGUGAAGAGCAGUCAAGAUUAGCUGCUCGUAAAUAUGCUCGAGUUGUUCAGAAACUUGGGUUUCCUGCAAAAUUUCUGGAUUUUAAAAUUCAGAACAUGGUGGGUAGUUGUGAUGUCAAAUUUCCCAUUCGACUUGAAGGAUUGGUCCUUACUCACCAACAGUUUAGCAGUUAUGAACCUGAGCUCUUCCCUGGACUAAUUUAUAGAAUGAUCAAACCCAGAAUUGUCCUGCUUAUUUUUGUUUCUGGGAAGGUCGUUCUGACGGGUGCAAAAGUGAGAGCAGAGAUUUACGAAGCGUUCGAGAAUAUUUAUCCAAUCCUCAAAGGCUUCCGGAAAACAACAUAGUACUUUUACCUGCCUUGCGUGCCCAGUGCCCUGCGUGGAUACUGAUUCGGGAGGUUUUAAUUUUAAGAGUCAACAGUAUGUUGACCUCUAUGGACUGUUGUUGGGCUACAAAGGACAUUUUAUCAUUUUAAAAGACCCAACCUCAGCCAUAAUUGUGUACAUAAUACUGUAAAGAAAAUGUAAAAUAUCAAUGGUUAGAGAAGGAGUCCUUCAUGGGCUGU